UAAUGUUAGUUGAAGCUAACCAUUCAUUGCCCGCAUUGGUAGAGUAAGGUUGCCAGUAUUUUGCUUUCAAUUUAUCUAGUUGAGUAUAAGCUUCCAAUUGAACUUGCGCGCUAAGAAACAAUGUUGAGGAUGUUUGGGGCUCUUGUGGCUUUCUGCCUUGGCGUUGCUUUUGCCACGAAUAGUCAAAGUGGAGUUUGUGUCAUCAAACUAGUUAAAGGCAAACUGGUUUCAGUGGGUGAUUGUCAGAAAAACGACGGAUCUGAGAUUGCCAGAUUGAUGAAGCGGGAUCUGAAAAUGAAGCAAAAAGGAAGAUGUGACAUUCUUUAUAAGUCAAAAUGUUUCCAUGCGAUCGUAUAUCCAACCCACAACGCCAACUUUGAAGAUGCUCAGACUGCUUGCGAAAAGCACAAAUGGAAACUGGGCAACGUUUAUGACGUCAUGAAUUAUCUUCUGCUGCAAGACUUCUUUGUUACCAUGAUACCCGCUGACCAGUCACUGAUCAACGUAUGGACUGGAAUGACGUACACGAACGGCAACCUUAGACUGACAUCUGGCAAGGAGGCAACUUUCCCAGAACAAUUGUGGAAACCUUAUUCCAAUAACAGUGGACAAACGUUGUCUUCACUGUCCGAAAAGUUCGAAAAAAGAACGCUCGAGAUAUUUUCAAUAUUGCACCAGACUGGGAGUAUAACGGCGUUCUUUGUGAAAAUUAAGUCAAUAAGGACAGUUGUUUUACAUGGGACUGUUAAGAUUCCGUCUUAUUUUUUCUCUUAGCUUUUCCUUAAUAAUUGUUUCAAGUCUUACAAUGUACUGUAACCUCCCUUUCAACGUGACCCGGUAGCACAAGGUGUCACAUAGAGAAAACUAACAAAUCGAAAACGCAUCUCCCAAAUCCUUGUCCAAACACAACCAAUUGUUGAAAACUUGUAAUGAAAUUGUAAUUCGAAGAAUUGAUAGCAUAACAUGAAAUGCUCAGCAAUACACAAACAUCACAAUUGACGGAAAUGAAAGAUGGAAGACGGUUUUCUAAAACAAAAUAACAUGUCUUAGAACACUUGUAAAACUAAAUAAUACCAAAUUCAGCAAUGAUCCAAAGAUAAAUAACAUAUCGAUAAUAUUUAUGACACCGGGUAAGAAAACUUUGUGAAUCCACGAGAAUACUUCACAAUCUGUUAACAAUGACAAUAUUUAAUACACAUACAUCAGUGAACUUCAAAUUAUGCAACUUAAAAUACUAGCAUUCUUACCC
Molecule: messenger RNA, 1249 nt
Organism: Styela clava
Lineage: Eukaryota; Metazoa; Chordata; Ascidiacea; Stolidobranchia; Styelidae
Source: RefSeq, a predicted model, not a curated record